This is a messenger RNA of Fibroporia radiculosa, 1218 nucleotides long. RefSeq lists its product as uncharacterized. The transcript is spliced from 5 exons. NCBI's taxonomy places the organism in Eukaryota, Fungi, Basidiomycota, Agaricomycetes, Polyporales, Fibroporiaceae. The record is from RefSeq and is a predicted model, not a curated record. Bases 1 to 1218 code for a protein of 405 amino acids.
AUGAAGGGGCAGAAAGUGGUUAUGGUCGAUACACCCGGAUUUGAUGACACGUACCGAUCACAAGCGGAUAUCCUAAACGACAUCGCGGUAUUCUUGGAAAAAGCGUACGAGAAAGGGAAGAAGAUAUCUGGGGUGAUCUACAUGCACCGUAUUUCCGACACUCGGAUGGGCGGAAUCGCACGAGAGAACUUCCGAUUGUUCACAAAAAUAUGUGGACCAAGAGCAAUGGCAAACGUCCUGAUUGUAACUACGAUGUGGGACGAUGUGGAUGUUGGAGUAGGUGAAGCAAGAGAAAACGAGCUCGCGAGCAAGCCGCUGUUCUUCAAAGAUGCGAUUGCGCAUGGAGCACAGAUGGCUCGACUCUAUAGCCCAUCAGCGUCAUCUGCAAGAGGCAUAUUAGAGGCACUCCUUGACCGAGUACCACAGGUCCUCCAGAUGCAGCAAGAGCUGGUCGAAGAGCACAAAUCAGUUCCUCAAACGGAGGCGGGAACUGAGCUGCGAUCAGAGCUUGAGAGGCAAGCGGAGAAGCAUCAGGGGCAAAUGAGGGAGUUACGCUUGAGAAUGGGUGCAGAGCUCCAGGGAAAGGACGCUGCACAUAGACAGGAGAUCGAGGAAUACCAAGAAGAAUUAGCACGUCUGCAGAAGAAGAUUCUCAAUGCCGAGAGCGACUUGCAGAAGCUAAGCCAAGACAAGGGGAAGGGGAAGGGAGGGAGACUAAUGGCAAUUUUUGGGCGCCGUCGAAUGCAUCUCCCGGUGCCACUUGGAGUUUAUUCACCUCGGAGAGGAAACAAGCUAACUCCAAGUCCGGAAGUCAAGUUUUACACCAACGGACACCUCGGUGUCAAGCUUGCUCGUAUUCUCUCAGAGAGUGCGAAGCUGGAGCCAGAUGACCCGGAGAGUCAAGUAUUCUCGGACUGGUGUGGGCCUCAACGACCUUCGUUCCGGGUGCUGUGGCCAUCCGGGCGUGACGACCGUCCGUAUUAUACCUAUGACCCCCAGAUAUGGAUCCGAAAGAAUACUAGGCGUGAAGUGGUCUUUCGCAUUGCCAAAGCCAUGAAAAAUCUCAUGGAGACUCAUCCAACGCAACCGAACUCCUCUAACAAGUGGGAAAUCGGCGUUGGCCCAAUCACGUUCGAACGCUUGGUCUUGCAUAGCGUUCAGCGCAUCUCAUCAGGCAGCAUACACGCUGUAUUGGCUAUCGAUAUGCAAGGUGUUUGA